UUCAGAAAAACCAUGCAACCGUUAACAAUUACCCUACGUGAGCACCAAAUAAAUUAUAGGUGGGAAUACCCAGCCAAACUGCUAGUUCACCAUCAUGACUCUCUCCACGCCAUUAUGACCAUGGAUGAAGGGCUGGGCAAGCUACGCGAAUGGAACAUCCCGACUCCUACUGUUAAACAACACAAGCCAACAACAUUUCCGAGAAUUUCUCUAGAAUGGUCCACUACAUGA
Pelobates cultripes (western spadefoot toad) is the source of this 231-nucleotide messenger RNA. The record is from the annotation of a GenBank genome assembly. NCBI's taxonomy places the organism in Eukaryota, Metazoa, Chordata, Amphibia, Anura, Pelobatidae.